AUGGUCGCUUCUGCAGUUCCAGUCGACAAGCACGAUUCUCACGGCAAGGAACACUCUACCACCACCACUGCUGCUCAUGUCCCAGCCGCAGCUGCCCCAGCCACUCCCUUGGUGCCCUCGGUUAAUGUAUGGAGUGCCCGUAAGGAGGCGAUGAAGCCUUCUGCUGAGGCGGAUGCCGAGAGGCGUGUUGAGUCCAUUAUCGAGAACAUCAAGGAGGUCACCCUCGCAGACGCAAAGGAAGACGGCAAAAAGUCGAAGAAGAACAACAAAAAGGGCCAACAGUCGAUCCCCGCCCUCGACGACACCAACGUCUGGCCAGACCCAAGUGCUUCGGCCGAGAGGGAGGCCAAGCCCGAGUCCGUCUCCGCAACUGCUCCCAUCAACAAGAAGGACAAGAGCAAGUGGACCCAGUACACCCCCAACAUCACCCAUGCAAACCCUACCCCCAGCAGUGGUGGUAAAGGACAUCAUCACCAUCACCAUCACCAUCACCAGGAUUCCAAUUCACACCAGAACAGCAACCCUCGUCGUCGCAAGAACUCGACUCCCGGUGAGGGCAAGGCAGACACCGCUGCUACCCCUGCUGCUGCUGCUCAUCCAAGCGGACCAGCUGCCCCUCAGGGACGUCGUGCCUCGGUCCCUGCCAUGUUUGAUGACGAGCCCUCCCAGAGCCAAGGCAAGAACACCCGCCAGUCCUCCAACCGUGGUCGUGGCGGCAAGUCCAACGGAGGACGUCAAAAUUACCGUGCAUCAGUCGGCAACGUCUCCCAGAUGUACCAGCAGCACGGUCUAAACAACGAUCCCGAGGCAUUAAAGUCAUUUAUCCUCCGUCAAAUGGAGUACUACUUUUCGGUCGAGAAUCUGUGCAAAGAUGUCUAUAUGCGCAAGCAGAUGGACGACGAGGGAUACGUCCCCCUAUCCUUGGUUGCCAACUUCAACCGUGUCAAGUACCUCACCACAGACCACGCUCUCAUCAAGGAUGUACUGAAGAUCAGUAAGGAGAUCGAAACAAAGGGAGACAAGAUCCGUCGUAGAGGCGAUUGGGCCACCUGGGUCUUCCCCAAGGAGGACGGCGCUGUCCCUUUCUCGACCCACCGCAGCUCAUAUAUCCCUCCACCCCGCUCACCUCACCCAGUCACCAUAUCAUCAUCCCUCCCUGUCAAGUCAGCGAUCCCUGCUCCUUCUUCGACCUCGACCACUGAGGACGACUGGCAUGUCAAGCAAUCUAAAUCCAAGAAACGUGGCUCGGUUUCUCAUCCUUCUCCGGCAAUCCAGCCUGAGCCAAAGUUCCUCGGUGACGAAGACGACGAGGUGUUCCAGUUUGACGACGACAACUUGGCAGGAGGCGCACGGGAGGGUACCAUCCAAAAGUACUAUGUCAGUGAUGACGAUGAUGAUGACGACGACGAAUUUGACGAUGACACCGUUGCCAAGAUCUUGAUUGUUACCCAAAAGAAACGCGACCGCUCCCACGGUUCCUAUGAGCGCAAGGCUAUGAACGACGACAUCAACGAUAUGAUCAACGAGGGUCUCUACCAUUACGAGCAUGACCUUCAGCGCAAGCGCAACAACAACAACAAUCGCAGCAGUCUUGUCCAGUCCAACAAGAAGGUCGAGAUGAUCUCUGAGGAGCAGUUUGCUGCCUUGACCGGCUCUCAUCCCCGUCGCGGCAGCUCCAGUCUGAGCUCUAGCUUGAACAAAAACAACAACCAAGUAGGCGGAGACAGCAACAGCCAGCGCCGAGGCAAGGGCAAGGACAAGAACCAGGCUCCUCGAUUCUACCCCUUGAAGGGAUCCCAGAGUGCCAAGGGAGGCAAACAGGAUUCCCGUCUACACUAUGCCCAGGCAGCCGUCGGAUGGGUCUUGGGCGACCAGGCCUUCUUGCAGUCGGACCUUCCUGCCGCUUCGGGCAGCUCUCCAGCUGGCAUGUCGAUGGGCUCACUUGCCGAAUCGUCUCUGCUGUCGACCUCCCUCGAAGCACCUCACUCCUUCCCAGCCUUCCAGCACCCUUCACACGAGCUCCUGCACGAGAACGGUUUCAUCCAGCACAAGUACUAUAAGUACCACUACAAGGCCCUGAAGGAGCGUAAGCGCCAGGGCAUUGGCCACUCGCAGGAGAUGAAUACCCUCUUCCGGUUCUGGUCCCACUUUCUGCGCGAUAACUACAACAAGAAGAUGUACACCGAGUUCAAGCGACUGGCGGUCGAGGACGCCAACGCCAACUACCGGUACGGUCUCGAGUGCCUGUUCCGGUUCUACUCAUAUGGCCUCGAGAAGAAGUUUCGCCAGGACCUGUUCUUGGACUUUGAGGCGUUGACGUAUGCAGAUUUCCAGAACGGACAGAUGUACGGACUAGAGAAGUUCUGGGCGUACUUGUUCUAUAGGAAGGAUAAGGCCCGUCGCAAGCUGGAUGUUAUGGCUGAACUGAAGCCGUUGCUGGAGCAGUACAAGACUAUUGAUGACUUCAAGAGUGCUCAUAGUAGCAACCCAAACCCACCCAGCAACCACUACGUCGUGCCCAACCACUAG
Messenger RNA from Linnemannia hyalina, 2529 nucleotides. The record is from the annotation of a GenBank genome assembly. NCBI's taxonomy places the organism in Eukaryota, Fungi, Mortierellomycota, Mortierellomycetes, Mortierellales, Mortierellaceae.